AUGAGAAUUAUUUUCAUUACCUGGCUUUUCUCAAUCACCAUACUUACUAUCCUCUGCAUUAAAACCAUUCCAGUCUAUAGCCUAUGUUUGGAGGAUCAAAAAUCUUUGUUGCUCCAAUUGAAGAAUAGCCUCAAAUUCAAUCCAGUUAUUUCUGUCAGGUUAGUGAAUUGGACUCCAAUCAAUGAUUGUCGUGGUUGGAAGGGUGUGACUUGUGAUCAAGCGGGUCAUGUUACAGGUCUGAACCUGAACAGUGAAUCAAUCUCCGGUGGAGUCAACCAGUCAAGCAGUCUUUUCAGACUCCAGUUUCUUGAGUGCCUGAAUUUGGCCAACAAUAGCUUCAUCUUCACGCAAAUUCCAUCCAGUUUCGGCUGCCUCACUAGCCUGAAAUAUCUGAAUUUGUCAAAUGCUGGUUUUUCUGGGCAGAUUCCAAUUGAAUUGUCGCUCAUGAUAAGGUUGGUUACUCUUGAUCUAUCUACUCUUUACUUCCCUGGAAUUCAGUCACUGCAACUUCAGAACCCAAAUUUAUCACAGCCAAGGGGACUUCAAUCUCUUUCUGAAAUCCAUCUGGGUUCGAACAAUUACUCUGCUCCAGUUCCGGAGUUCUUUGCCAAUUUCAGAAAUUUGACAGUCUUGAGUCUUAAUUCUUCUAACUUGAAAGGACAAUUUCCAGAAAAGAUUUUCCAGAUACCAACAUUGCAAACUCUGGACUUGACAAACAACGGAUUACUUGAUGGUUCUUUGCCAGAGGUUGGACAAAUUGGAUCCCUUCAGAGGCUUCUGCUUAGCAACACGAUUUUUUCAGGCAAAUUACCAAAUUCUAUUGGUAACCUCAGAAAUCUGUCCAGGGUAGAUCUUUCAUUCUGCGAUUUCAGCGGAACCAUUCCAAAUUCAAUCCUCAGUCAUCUUGUUUAUUUGGACUUGUCAUCUAACAACUUUAGUGGUCCAAUCCCAUCCUUUCAUAUGUCCAAGAAUCUCACCUAUAUAGACCUCUCUCAUAAUGCUCUAUCGGGUCCAGUUCCUUCUUGUUACUUUGAAGGCCUUUUAAAUCUUGUAUAUAUUGAUUUAGCUUAUAAUUCAUUCGAUGGACGUGUUCCCUCAUCUCUUUUUUUCCUUCCAUCCCUGCAGAAAUUUCUGCUUUCCAACAACCAAUUUGGUGGUCAAGUUGCCGUAUUUCCAAAUGGAUCCUUGUCUCCAUUGGAUACACUAGAUUUGAGUAGUAACAAACUGCAAGGGCCUAUUCGCACAUAUUUCUUUGAUUUUGGAAGUCUUGAUAUCCUCUCACUUUCUUUCAACAACUUCAGUGGCACCAUAAAGCUUGAAUGGUUUCAAAGGCUGCAAAAUCUUACGAGACUUGACCUUUCGUACAACAACCUGUCAAUCAGUACAAGUGAGAGUAAUUCUAGCUUGACUUCAUUUCCCCAGCUCAGCACAUUAAGAUUGGCUUCUUGCAAGCUGCAAGAAUUUCCUCCACUACUGAACUGGUCAAGAAUGGUCUAUUUAGACCUUUCAGACAACCAAAUUUCUGGGGAAAUACCUAAUUGGAUUUGGAAUGUUGGCAAUGGAACUCUAAUGUAUUUGAAUCUUUCUUAUAAUCUCCUAGUGGGUAUGCAGAGACCCUAUACUAUUAUUCCUAGUCUUUUUGUUCCUGAUCUCCAUUCCAAUCAACUCUAUGGUGAGAUCCCAAUACCACCAGAAUCAGCUGUCUAUGUGGACUACUCAAGCAACAAUUUCAAUUCUUCUAUCCCUCUAGAACUUGGCAACAACCUAACAUCUUCUGUUUUCUUUUCUCUUUCAAAUAAUAACCUCACUGGUGUCAUCCCUCAAUCAAUAUGUGACUCAAGCAACCUUCAACUUCUUGAUUUGUCCAAUAAUAGAUUCAGUGACACUAUACCACAAUGUUUGAUUGAAAAUUGUACUACAACUCUUGGGGUACUGAAAUUACGCAAUAACAGUCUUACUGGUAAUGUUUUGGGGACAUUCCCCAUAAGUUGCUCUUUAGUGACACUGGACUUUGAUGGGAAUCACUUGGAAGGACAUGUUCCAGAAUCUCUAGCCAAUUGUACAAAGUUGGAGGUUUUAAAUCUUGGUAACAACUACAUAAAUGAUAUCUUCCCUUGCUUCUUGAAGAGCUCAUCGCUUUUGCGUGUACUGGAUUUGCGAUCCAAUAGGUUCCAAGGAGGCAUUCAAUGUGGAGAGGACCAUAAUAAUAGCUGGCCUAAGCUUCAAAUUAUUGACCUAGCUUUGAACAACUUCAGUGGUCCUCUGCCAAAUAAAUGCUUCUUAUCUUGGAAGGCAAUGAUGGUUGAUGGGGGUAAUGCACAACCAAUUUACAAUCAGCAGCAUUAUGAGUUCCUGACGGUUAACCACUUCUUCUACAAGGGAGAGAUACCAGAUACAAUUGGGGAUUUGAAAUACCUCUAUGGUCUCAACCUAUCACACAAUUCCCUCACAGGUCAAAUUCCAUCAUCACUUGGAAACUUGACACAGCUAGAAUCAUUAGACCUCUCAUGGAACAAGCUAAGUGGAAGCAUUCCAGUGCAACUUGCAAGUCUUACAUUUCUUUCAUUCUUGAACCUGUCAUACAAUCAACUGGUUGGAAUGAUCCCAAGAGGCUCCCAAAUUCAAACAUUUCCAGAAUCUUCAUUUGAAGGAAACAAAGGAUUACGUUGGUUUCCUUUGAACCCUAGUCGCGGUGAAGCUGAAUCGAUAGGAUUGCCUACACCAACAAUUAAUGAUAGACAUUCAUACUCUUGUGAAUCUCACAUUAAUUGGGUGAACAUAAGCGCUACAUUAGGAUUUAGCGUGGGCUUUGGAGUUGUUAUUGGGCCACUUGUGUAUUGCGAAAGAUGGAGAAAAUGCUACUACAAGAAUGUUGAUAAAGGUAUUUUCAUGAUUCUAUGUCUGCAAGGCCUACGAGAAAAACCUGCACGAAUAGUUCAGUGGUAA
Camellia sinensis is the source of this 2946-nucleotide messenger RNA. The record is from RefSeq and is a predicted model, not a curated record. NCBI's taxonomy places the organism in Eukaryota, Viridiplantae, Streptophyta, Magnoliopsida, Ericales, Theaceae.